This is a messenger RNA of Gossypium arboreum, 630 nucleotides long. RefSeq lists its product as uncharacterized. The record is from RefSeq and is a predicted model, not a curated record. The transcript has a single exon. Bases 148 to 444 code for a protein of 98 amino acids. NCBI's taxonomy places the organism in Eukaryota, Viridiplantae, Streptophyta, Magnoliopsida, Malvales, Malvaceae.
AUUAAGAAUGAACCACCACUCUCAAUGUAAGCCUAAACCUUGUUCUUAUAAAUCUUAUCCAUAGCUUUGAGUUCAUUUUCUUAUAACUCAUGUUCCUCCUUGGGAUUUCCAUGUUUCACCCAUUUCUUUCUUCAUUAGCAACUAAACAUGGCCAGUUCGCGUCUCCCGAGGUUGUUUAUGGAGGUUGCUCCACCACAGUUUGUUACUGUCAUGAGGCACAGAACGAGAAAGAUGUUGGAUACCAUCAAUGAAGAGGAUAGAGAUGGUAGCAACGAUGAUAAUUCUCUUUCUCCGACGUCGAAGAGCUCACCAACUGCAAUCCCUGUGAGUGCCACCAUGGUAGCUGCUGCUGCUGCUGCUUCAUCUUCUUCGGCCACUACUGUGAUGCCAAGCUCCAAGUAUUUUGUCAAAGGAGCGUCGAGUUUUUCAAUUUUCAAAGACUAGAAAUGAUUUCAAAGAUGUAUAUUCUAACAGAGUCCGGAGGGAUUGGCCGGAUGACCAACACUUUUCAGAGACUUCUUCUACGUCUGUAUCUGUACUAUAGCCCAAUUGCAUGAUGGGUUGAGUAAGAUUGUUGCACUUGAUGUUGUAAACAACUUUCAUGAAUAAAAAACAUAAGUUGAUAGAUUA